Messenger RNA from Anisakis simplex (herring worm), 408 nucleotides. Lineage: Eukaryota; Metazoa; Nematoda; Chromadorea; Rhabditida; Anisakidae. The record is from the annotation of a GenBank genome assembly.
AUGUCACCACGAAUGUUAAUUCCUUUGUUGAUACCGUCAGUCACCCAACGAGUAACUAGUUUCAAUAGCCCAAUUACGAAUUUGAUACGAAACGUCGAUCUCGUUUGUAAAUCGGAUGCAGAUCAAACGAUGUUUUUAGCGCAUCAGGAACCUAAUGCUGUAAAAAGAAAAGCACCAAAAGAGAAGAAGGAAAAUGGAGAAAAAGGAGAUGCCAAAAGAAUUGAAGCGAAGAAACGACGUUUAGCGCAAAUAGAAGCCAAACAAUCGAAAAGUAAAGCCAAGAAAUUAGCGAAAAUUCGGGAGAGGAAGCAGAAGAAGGAAUCGGUUCGUUCAGAUUACUUCCAGAGAUUUAUUGUUGCGUCAGUAUUUUUCACGCAGCUAGCUUUCAAUGAAAUACAUCGAAGUUGA